AUGAAUAAAGAGAAGGAAAACCAGGAACUAUUAAUAGGAAAGGAUUGGGAAGGAAACCAAAUUCAUAUCCAUAACGAUGAUAUUCAUAAGGCGGAAUACGUUGACGUUUAAGCUAUGUUGAAUGAUACCUUAGAUAAACUGGAUAAAAUAGAGAAGAUAGAAAUAUUUAUGACCUUCCUUAAUUUUACUACAAAAGCCUUAUCUCUCUACCUCGUCCUCAUUUAUUUUGAUACAGUCUUCAAAUAUGAUUCACUAUUGCUAUUCAGUUAUCUCCUAUAUGCUCUGCUAGAGUUGGUGGCUUUUGGAGCUGCAUUUGCAGUUGUUUUGAGUGCUCGUAUAAUUUCAGCCUUAUUGGGAGUGAACGUAUUCUAUUUAGGUAAGAUACAAGCUAUGAUUUAGACAGCUUCAUUUAUUUACCCAUCUUGUAUUCUGUAUUUAAGUUUUGCUUUGUGGUAACAUUUCUCGUUUAAUCCUUGACUGUGGUGAUUUUUUCUAAGUUUUCACAUUGGGUGUUCCCCUUAGUUUUGGUAUAUGAAGCAAUUCAAAUAUUACAAUAGAUAGCCUCUCUGUUUGUGACUCUGAUAUUGCAAGUUAGUCGGUUGAUUCUGAUGGUGGGAGGGAAGGUCAGUUCCAUAUCAAAGUGUUUUGAUACCAAUUGGAUAUUUAAGAUAUUGGCACCUGAGAAUUGGCAGAAGGUAUGCUAUUUAAUCCUAUGAAUAACAAAGAGUUACCAGUUGACAAGGAACAUGUUGUAUCAAUUUUUGAAUAUCUUCGAGGAACUCAAUCCAGAGUACAAAGAAUUUAUACAGAAGGGUUACAAGUAUCAGAAGCAAGUGAUUGAAUUGAAGGAGGACAUUCAAUGGGCCAAAGAUUUCAUUAAGAGAUCGAUAAUAGAAAAUAACGAUGUUCAAGGCAAUACUACUUCUAACAGAUAAUCUCUUGUCGUAUAACAUUGA
Molecule: messenger RNA, 956 nt
Organism: Paramecium octaurelia
Lineage: Eukaryota; Ciliophora; Oligohymenophorea; Peniculida; Parameciidae
Source: the annotation of a GenBank genome assembly